AUGGCUUUAGAUCUUCCAACUGGGUUUCAGAUCCUAGAUGAUGAAGGCGUGGUAGCGGCAGGGGAUGAUAUUUCUAGUGUUUCGGCUGGUGGCUAUUGGUGGAGCUCUUCGUGGAUCUUCUUCUUUGAGGACGAAAUGAGUUCGUCAGAGCUUUUGAUGUUUAUGACAAUUGGUUUACUAGGGUCUCUCUGGCUUGGCGUUGUUGACGUGGUGACAGAUUAG
Arabis nemorensis is the source of this 222-nucleotide messenger RNA. NCBI's taxonomy places the organism in Eukaryota, Viridiplantae, Streptophyta, Magnoliopsida, Brassicales, Brassicaceae. The record is from the annotation of a GenBank genome assembly.